AUGGCGUAUGUGAAAGCUGGUCGCCACAGUUAUUCCACAGAUUUUGAAGUACAUAGGAACUGGCUUGCCAUCACUCACAACUUGCCCAUCUCUCAGUGGUACUAUGAAGCAACUUCGGAAUGGACCCUGGAUUAUCCACCAUUUUUUGCUUGGUUUGAAUGUGCACUCUCGCAUGUUGCCAAGUACUUUGACCCCAAGAUGUUGGUUAUUGAAAAUCUAAAUUACACCAGUCGUGCAACCAUCCUCUUCCAAAGAUUUUCCGUCAUCUUUACAGAUAUCCUUUUCAUAUAUGCAGUUCGUGAGUGCUGCAGAUGUGUAAAUGGAAAACGAGCUGCAAAGGAUGCCCUGGAAAAACCAACAUUUAUUCUUGCUGUUCUGCUCUUGUGGAAUUUUGGGUUGUUAAUUGUGGAUCAUAUCCACUUUCAGUACAAUGGCUUUCUGUUUGGGCUGAUGCUUCUUUCUGUUGCCCGACUAUGUCAGAAACGAUACUUGGAGGGUGCUCUUCUUUUUGCUGUUCUUCUGCAUUUCAAACACAUCUACAUAUAUGUGGCCCCAGCAUAUGGCAUUUAUUUACUACGAUCCUAUUGUUUUACUACAAAUAAUGCAGACGGAUCCCUGAAGUGGAGAAGUUUCAGCGUGCUUCACGUAACUCUUCUGGGGUUGAUUGUCUGCCUUGUUUCUGCUCUUUCAUUGGGCCCCUUCAUAGUAUUGGGCCAGCUGCAUCAAGUCAUUUCACGGCUUUUUCCUUUCAAGCGAGGCCUCUGCCAUGCUUACUGGGCCCCUAACUUCUGGGCUUUGUACAAUGCCAUGGAUAAAGCACUAACAAUUUUUGGUUUAAAGUGUAAUUUUCUUGAUCCCACAAAAAUUCCUAAAGCCUCAAUGACAGGAGGGCUGGUUCAAGAGUUUCAGCAUACUGUCCUCCCUUGUGUGACUCCACUGGCAACAUUAAUCUGUACUUUCAUAUCUAUUUUGCCCUCUGUUUUCUGUCUUUGGUUUAAACCUCAAGGGCCCAGAGGCUUUCUACAGUGCCUUGUUCUUUGUGCAUUGAGCUCCUUCAUGUUUGGCUGGCACGUGCAUGAAAAAGCAAUACUCCUUGCUAUUCUGCCUUUAAGCUUGUUGUCUGUUCAGAGAGUGAAGGAUGCUGGCAUCUACUUGCUUCUGACAACCAUAGGGCAUUUCUCACUUUUUCCACUGUUGUUCACACCACCAGAACUUCCAAUUAAAAUACUGCUCAUGCUGCUGUUUACUGUUUAUAGCUUCUCUUCAUUGAAUUCUCUAUUCAGGAGGGAGAGGCCUCUUCUUAACUGGCUUGAAACAAUCUACCUUAUCCAACUAGUGCCUUUGGAAAUCUUCUGUGAAAUUAUAUUUCCUCUGACCCCCUGGAAAAGGCACUUUCCUUUUGUUCCUCUGUUGCUGACCUCUGUAUACUGUGCUCUGGGUGUCACAUACGCUUGGCUGAAACUCUAUGUCUCUGUCUUGACUGAGAGAAUUUCAGUUAGACAAAAGGCUGAGUAAAGCUGUGGUGUUGGGACCAGUCCUGGGUUAUCCCUCUGAGGGGAUAAUCCAGCACGGUGAGGGGUUGUCACUAGGACAUACAACUCUUGAUAAGACACAGCAUACAUGUACCAUCGCCAUGAGGGGAGUUUUCUUCCAACACUUGUAUACUGCCCAAGAAUGAUACCUCUGACCAGAAGCACUCGUCACAAUAACAUGAUCUGCGGUGAGGUGCCACUUGCUGUGGAUAAACUGUGAAGCUCAACAAUGUUAAAGGAUUUUAUCAGACUCUGGGUAUCUCUAGGCUUGCUUCAUUAACAACUCAGAGUUGGGCCAUCCCUUACAAGCGAGGUCCAGACUUUGGUCCUGAGGAAAACCUGCCUGGCUUUCCCAUUACUGUUUGUGUUUGAAUAAAAAUUGUUGUGACAAAUUACAAGGGAUCGUUGCUGUGUAAGAGAGCAUUGUAAUUGCGUCCUGUAGGAUAGGUAAAUUAAAAACAUGAUAUUUUUUUGUUUGAGCACUUCUUGUGGUUCUUUCAGCUCAUGCCAAAGCCCUGCUUUUGAGGGACACCUACACAAGUAGCUGUCAACUUGUCCAGAGGUGCUUUGUCAAACUCUUGAAGACCUGAAUCUCAAGCUCUAAAUUAGUUGCUUAAUGUCUUUCCCUUUGAUCUCCUUGUUUCAUAGAUUCUUUGCAAAGAGGUUCUCAUAGUCUUAUAAUACUUAUUCUUGUAGACCAGAUUACCAAAUUGAGGUGUGUUUCUGAAGAGGAUUUUUUUCAAUGCCAUUAAAUGUAUCAGAUAAUGUAGCUGGAUAAUUGUAUUUAUUUGCAAUUCAUGUGAAAUUCUGCAGCCAUGACAAAAGACCAAGUGUCCACAGUUCCUCUAGUAAAUUGAGGAAGAGGUGUUCUGCCUCUACAGAAUCACCUACCCUUGAAGGCAAGUUACCUACAGCUUGAUGCAGUUCAUACUUUUUUAAACCCUAUAUAACCAUGUCUAAAAGAUUUUGCUCUAGAAAUUGGGGUCUGAUUUCAAGCCCA
Molecule: messenger RNA, 2532 nt
Organism: Athene cunicularia (burrowing owl)
Lineage: Eukaryota; Metazoa; Chordata; Aves; Strigiformes; Strigidae
Gene: ALG8
Product: ALG8, alpha-1,3-glucosyltransferase
Exons: 14
Coding region: 1-1515 (504 amino acids)
Biological process (GO): protein N-linked glycosylation
Cellular component (GO): endoplasmic reticulum membrane
Molecular function (GO): dolichyl pyrophosphate Glc1Man9GlcNAc2 alpha-1,3-glucosyltransferase activity
Source: RefSeq, a predicted model, not a curated record